Molecule: messenger RNA, 1834 nt
Organism: Stomoxys calcitrans (stable fly)
Lineage: Eukaryota; Metazoa; Arthropoda; Insecta; Diptera; Muscidae
Product: venom protease
Exons: 6
Coding region: 448-1626 (392 amino acids)
Biological process (GO): proteolysis
Molecular function (GO): serine-type endopeptidase activity
Source: RefSeq, a predicted model, not a curated record
AAGUUCCAGCCAUCAAACCAAGCGUACCUCUGCGUUUUUUUUUAUAUCAUGGCUGGUCUAAUGUUGGAGUUUUAGAAUAAUUCUCUGUACAGGAGUCCCCAAAGUGAAGGAGAGUAAAAAAAAUUGAAAUCAAUGAGUUAGUUAGUCGUUGAAGUGCAUUCGAAGGGUUCAGACGCUUUUAACGGUUAAAUUCGAAAAACAAAUUGUAACGGAAAACACUUAGCGCCGGUUCUUGUGUGAAUUGUAUUGUGAAGUGAAAAAGUUUAAAACAGCUCUGGGCAAGAGUGGAAGACAAUAAUUGCUCUCGUUCUGUCCAUUGACAGUGUGUGUAUUUUGCGCAGAUUAUAAAAUAAAUAAUAAUAGACCACAUUAAAUCGUUGUUUUUCCUAAUAAUUGCCAAUAAUUUGAAUUGCGGAUUUUUUUUUUGGAUUUCCCCCGCUUAUUACAAUGCUGUGUGCAGUGAACACAAUUCAUGGUCAUCAUCUGCAUUUAUGGCAAAUUUUCACUUUCCUAACAAUUGGAUUAUUUGCAGCUGCAGGAAAGUGUGAAGGUGGUGAAUUUGAAAGACUCGUCGUUCCUGGAACCUAUGGCAAGCAACGGGAUACAUCUCCAGCCAGUUCUGGACAACAGGGGCGCUCCUAUAACCCCCGAGCUUAUUAUGAUGCAAAUACUGAGUGUUCGGUGGGCACAGAAUGUACACCACUGCAUGAUUGUACGGCCAUGAUCUAUGAGGUGGCCAAAAUGUGUUACUACGGUGAUAAGUCAUUAUUCUGUGGAGGCGGCGAGGAAAUGCCCUAUGUCUGUUGUCCUAGUAGUCCGCUGGAGAAGAAUCAAGUUUGUGGCAAGUCUUUGGUGCAAGGACAUUUCUAUCGUGGUCUGGGUACAUAUCCAUUUGUGGCGAGAAUAGGAUUUAAACACAUCAAUACUGGAGCUUUUGCAUAUCCCUGUGCUGGCUCGGUUAUAGCUAGGCGAGUCAUUUUAACUGCCGCCCAUUGUGCUUUGGCCAAAGCCGAUGGUCAUCGUUUAUCUUCAGUGCGUGUGGGUGAAUAUGACACUUCUUCGGACCCAGAUUGUGCCAGUACAGGAUUUUGUGCACCACGCUCCGUGAAUCACGCCAUUAGCCAUGUCAUUGUGCAUCCCGAUUACAAACAGGGUCAAUAUCAUCAUGACAUAGCCUUGUUGGUGUUGAAAACUCCUCUCAAUUAUUCGGUGGCUACCCAGCCCAUAUGUCUACAAAAGACUCGCAAUAAUUUGGUGGUGGGCAAGAGAGCCACCAUCGCUGGUUGGGGUAAGAUGUCCACUUCGAGUAGUCGGCAACCGGAAAUGUCUUAUCUGGAUGUGCCUUUGACAAGUUGGGAUUUGUGUUUGCGUAAUUAUGGCUCCACAGGAGCUUUAGAGUCUCCCAAUUCAAUAGAAGGACAAUGGAUGUGUGCUGGUGGGGAGGGUAAAGAUGUGUGCCAAGGAUUUGGAGGUGCUCCUCUAUUCAUACAGGAGAAUGGUAUAUUUUCACAGAUUGGUAUCAUGUCCUUUGGCUCUGAUAAUUGUGGUGGUUUGCGUAUACCCAGUGUUUAUACUUCGGUAGCCCACUUUGCUGAAUGGAUUCAUGAUAAUACACCGCCUGAAUAGAUUUUCUAUGGUAUUUGAUUUUUUUUUUGUAAUUUGCAAUGAAAAGUUUGAAUAACCUAAGAUAAGUUUGAGUGUAUAAUUUUAAGAUUUUUUUAAAAUUAUUUUUUUAUAAAAAGACUUAAAUGUCUUUAUUGUGAUGAAUGCAUUCAAUUAUAUUAUUAUUAUAUAUAUUUAUAUUGAAAAAAAUAAAAUAUUUAAUUCGUUAAAA